Dictyostelium discoideum AX4 is the source of this 288-nucleotide messenger RNA. RefSeq lists its product as hypothetical. The transcript has a single exon. Lineage: Eukaryota; Evosea; Eumycetozoa; Dictyosteliales; Dictyosteliaceae. Bases 1 to 288 code for a protein of 95 amino acids. The record is from RefSeq and is a predicted model, not a curated record.
AUGAAAGAGAAUGCAAUGGAUGAAGCUUUUGCCAAUAAAGAAGGUAAUCAUUCUCGAUUGGCUUUGAAAACAUUUGGACAAUUGGGUCGCUAUAAUAUUGAACACUAUGAAAGAUGUCAAUCUACUAUUUCAAGAGUUUAUAAAUAUGUUAAUAAGGAAAAUAUUAAUGUUUUAUAUUCAUUUCUAAUUUGUUGUGAAUUAUCAGCUUAUGCAUUCCAUGAAAAAAGCUAUGGAAGAAUUUGGUGUAAAGGAUCUUUUUUAUUUCCAUGUCCAUUUAACUGCCGAUAA